This is a messenger RNA of Penicillium waksmanii, 1704 nucleotides long. RefSeq lists its product as uncharacterized. NCBI's taxonomy places the organism in Eukaryota, Fungi, Ascomycota, Eurotiomycetes, Eurotiales, Aspergillaceae. The record is from RefSeq and is a predicted model, not a curated record. Bases 1 to 1704 code for a protein of 567 amino acids. The transcript is spliced from 2 exons.
AUGCAGACCGGCACCCUCUGCGACGUUUUCCAACGACUAUCGCCCUACCUGCAGAAACGCAACAGCAAUGGGGACCGAACACCCUUGGAUAUCCUUGAUUUAUGGCCUGGCGCCGGCGUACUUUCUUCCAAAAUCAACGACUUCCUGCAACCUCGCCGACAUGUCCUUCUCGAACCCGCUUUGAAGAGUUUUGGUCAAUUCCUCGAACCUCUUGCCGCCAGUAAACCUUGCUAUACACUUGAAAACAUGGAUAUAUACUCCCAAAAGAACUGGACGGGGGUUUUUAGCAGACUUUUACCGGAGCAAAAACCAUUGCCGCCAAGGAAAUCUGGUGAAAUGCGGAAUAACGAUACCCUCCUUGUUCUCGCCAACCCAGCAGCACCAAACUCCGAGUUAAAUCACUAUACACCAGCAAGAUGGUGGGGCGCACUCAUGGAGGACUGCCUAAACCAAUCCGGGCUUCAUGAGUAUGGUAGUGUUCGGAUCCUAGCUGUGAUGCCCCAAACCGAAGCACGAAUUGUCCUUCCACAAACUAUGGCGGAUCGCAAUCGGCCCGCUUUACUGACGGAGAGUGUCGCAUUAAGUGCAAUCGAGGUUGCCAGUUCCAGCGAGGACAUAUCAUGGGUCGGACUGAAGGGGCUCGGCGUAUAUGACAGAGUUGAGAAGCGGGUGUCAGAGAGAGGCGCGGCUUUCAAGACUCCGCCGGGCCGAGAGAUGCCUCAGAUUCGUUUUGCGCCAGAACACCCCAAACCAACCAAGAAAGCGCUCCCGCAUACUCCGAGAAUUAGUACGGAGUUGCAUGAAAAUCUGACGAAAAAGAUGAACAGCAAAGAGAAGUCGGUAGCCAGCAAGGCCCGUACCGCUCUUGGGGCAGACAACCGGGCCGCCUAUUAUCGACAAUUAAUUAUUUCGAAGCAGUUGGCUAUUGAUUCAAAAAUGAGUGAACUGGCCCGGUUGGCAGCCUGUACCAAUACACCACCUGCAGAGCUACGGGAUAUCGACGAGAAGAUUGGAUUACUGACCAAGGAGUUGGCCGAGGUCAUCGGCACCAUCCACUACAGUAUACUUCGCACCAAGGAUCGAGUGAUUGAUGAAGAACGCGCCGCCCGCGUUGGCAACGCCAACUUCGACGAUACUGCGUUGCUGUGGGACCGGCGCCCGUUUGAGCCUCUCAAAAUUGAUACCACCGAAUUGUAUCCCCGGGAGCCUAUGUCGGUUCUAUUCUUCGAGGCUGAUGAAAGUUGCAUCGCUGUUCGAAAGCUGUCAAAGGUUGCCGAAGAGAGACGCACCGAUGUGGCGCGGUUAUUCGACGCUAUAGCGAGGGUAUUUCGCGGCAAGAAUGACAUGUCGGUGGCGGAGCUUCUUCAAACCCUACUCCCGAACCUGACGACGGAUCAAGUUCUGCAAGAGAUCCCUGGUCUGGUCGCUUAUGCGGACAAGCGGUUGAGAUGUGAUGGGGGUGGAGUCGACUCGAAGAUCAAAAUGGCUAGCGAGGAAGAUACCCAAUUACUAGAAAGGAUUGAAUGUGAUUUUAGUGGAUGGCGGGUGCGGACCCUUUCAGCCGAAGUGCUCUGGGAUAUCAUCCUGUUGUAUGAGCAACAUGCACAGGACCUGUCUGCGCUGCAGUUGAGUCGUUUGAUUGGGGCGACUCUGACAACGUUCGGUGCGGGGGAGAGUUCCGAUGGGCUGAAGAGGAUGCACUAA